CAAAGACAGUGCAAGUAAAACCGCUUGUUUCCUUUUCUGACGUGUUUCUUGCUAAUGGCCGCCAGAGGCACUGCUACCCAUGAUGCAUUUCGCAGGGCCACGUAAACAGUGUGCUACUCCCCCUGACGCUACCGUCUUCGGCACAGCACCGGAAGCAGGAACAGCAUAAACAUGCACAUUUCUGCAAUAACACGAGUGCAAAUCUGAAUUACAACCAAGCGAGGAAUGCCUCUGCGAAGGUUUUCACUGUAAGAUGUCUAUGGUCCUCUUUGCCUCAGUGGUGCGGGUGAGGGACGGCCUGCCCCUCUCUGCCUCUACCGACUAUGAGCAGGACAAAGGGCUGCAAGAGACCAAGAAGCACCUCAAGAGCCUGUCCAAAAAACUCAGCCAGUUUCCUGACCGCUGCUCUCUUAAGACUGGCCGUUACAAUGUCAAUUUCACCAGCUCUCUGGGAGUGGGCUACAUGAUGGUAUGCACAGAGAACUAUCCCAACGUUUUGGCGUUCUGCUUCCUGGAUGAGUUGCAGAGAGAGUUCCUUGUCACAUAUGACACGAAGCGCAUUAACAGUGCUGUCAGGCCCUACUCUUUCAUUGAGUUUGACAACUUCAUUCAGAAGACCAAACAGCGGUACAACAGUCCACGUUCUCUUUCCACAAAGAUCAACCUGGCUGAUAUGCAGACGGAGAUCAAGCUGCGGCCCCCGUACCAGCUCACUCCUGAAGACCUGAGCUUUAUCAAUGGCUUUUCCCAAAGCACUGCUUCCAAAUAUAAAGGCAUAGCUCCUAAUCAAAUGUUGGAGCCUGUCACCUUGCCUGGCAUAGUGGCAUGCGUUCUAAGCAUUCUGUGUGGUGCGCUCAACUUACUACGUGGGGUCCAUGCCAUAGAGAGCAUACUGCAGAACGAGGAUGAAGACUUUAAUUAUGUAAUUGCCUUUUUCCUGGGAACGGCUGCUUGUCUGUAUCAGUGUUACUUAUUUGCGUACUUUUCGGUGUGGAGGAACAUCAAGUCAUUCCUGGCCUUUGCUCUCAUCUGCCUGUGCAACAUGUACCUGUAUGAACUGCGCAACAUGUGGCAGAUCCUUUUCCACAUCACAGUUGGGGCUUUCAUCACUCUGCAGAUCCACCUAAGGCAGCUACAGGGCAAAACUCCUGACUACAAUGUCUGAAGACCUACACACACACACACACACACACACACA
Ictalurus furcatus (blue catfish) is the source of this 1198-nucleotide messenger RNA. RefSeq names its product SEC22 homolog A, vesicle trafficking protein (gene sec22a). Lineage: Eukaryota; Metazoa; Chordata; Actinopteri; Siluriformes; Ictaluridae. The record is from RefSeq and is a predicted model, not a curated record. Gene Ontology annotation, biological process: endoplasmic reticulum to Golgi vesicle-mediated transport. The coding region runs from base 254 to 1165 and encodes 303 amino acids. The transcript is spliced from 7 exons.